Perkinsus marinus ATCC 50983 is the source of this 2055-nucleotide messenger RNA. RefSeq lists its product as hypothetical. The transcript is spliced from 6 exons. The record is from RefSeq and is a predicted model, not a curated record. The coding region runs from base 1 to 2055 and encodes 684 amino acids. NCBI's taxonomy places the organism in Eukaryota, Perkinsozoa, Perkinsida, Perkinsidae.
AUGGAUCUCCUGGCGUUCUUUCUUAUCGGUAAACUACUAGAAUCUGUGGAUGAUGUUUCCUCCUCUAACAUUGUCAUUAUCCCACUGUCCAUCUACCAGACUCUGGCCAUGUCUGCACUGGGAGUUAUAGGAUCUACUGCAGACCGAAUAUGUAAACUCGCUGGUGUUGCUACAGUGGCUAAACUACUUGAUAUUGACUAUAACUGUAACGCUAUGCCUGUGGCUAAUUCUGUCUGCCCUGAGGUGCUCCGCGAUGACUAUUUGACAACUGUCAAGUCACGUUUACCCGGUUCAAGUGCACAUCGCGAAGUCUCUACUGCUAGCAGAAUCAACGUCUCGAUUGCUGAGAAUCCAAGGCAUAUGAUCGGUCGCAUCUUGGGCGAUGAUCCAUUACGCGAUGAUGUUGUGCUUGUCAGUGCUGCCUACUCCAAAGACUCUUGCUUGAAGGUCUUUUCAAGUCAUUUUACGCAACUAUUUGCUCCGAAAACUUGCACUCUACCUGCCCUUGAGCCAGUCGACCUUCCAAUAGAGCGCACGGGAGGGGAUGACAUCACCUUGGAUGAGGUGAAGGACUCUCUCUGCUCUAUGGAUAAUGGUAAAGCUCCCGGAGCAAAUGGGGUGCUCACAUCAGCUUUGAAAGCCGGUGGUGAGCAUUGUCUGAGGAUCUUACACCGCUUGUGCAAAGAGUGGUGGAGUGAACCGGAGACUAUUCCCAGAGCUUUAGGACAUUCCAUUAUUAUCCCUUUCUAUAAGAAAGGUGAUAGGAAGGUAGCAGGCAACUAUAGGGGGAUAAAUCUGCUCGAUCAUAUCGGCAAGGUUUAUUCCGGAGUUUUGGGGCAGAGGCUCAAGCCUCUAGCAGAGAGUUUCGUUGGAGAGAAGCAGUUCGGAUUUCUCCCAGCGAAGGGAACUCUAGAUGCGGUUCACGUACUACGUCGAUGUCAGGAAGUCUGCAACCGGAAUGGUCGCAGAUUAUCCGCUGUCUUUCUAGAUUUGAAAGCAGCCUUCGAUAAAGUACCUCGUCCUGCGAUCUGGAGAGCUCUCAGGCUAGCCGGAUGUGAUGAGAAGCUCAUUUCAGCUAUCGAAUCACUACACCGUAAUACUGUUGCACAGGUUAAAACUCAGGAAGGUUUAUCUGACCCUUUCCCAAUAGAUAUGGGAACUAGACAGGGGUGCCGAAUAGCGCCUCUUCUGUUCAUCAUCUUCAUGGAAAUGGUGAUCAGAGAAGCCAACCUGGAUAUCAGCUUGAGCAUGCCUUGCGAGAGCGAGGGCAGUACGGAAUCCGUGGACCUCUCAGGUCUCCUAUUCGCGGACGACAUCGUUUUAUUGGCGGAUGAUGAUUCUAUUCUUCAGCGUAACUUGGAUAAGCUUUCGGCAGCUCUGACUAGGUUUGGAAUGGAAGUGUCCUUACCUAAGACGAAAUGCAUGAUCUUAUCUGAGGGAUUGGGUGAUUCCAAUCUGCGUUUGAAGAUAGCGCAGAGGAGAUUGCGAUGGGCAGGGAGGAUUCUCACUACGAAGCCCGCUGAUGGUCUUGUGGAUUACAGACAGAAGGGGUCUAAGUUCCAGGAGAGCAAGUUCCAUGGGGUGUAUCUAGUGACGAAGAUAACAGACCUUAAAGUCCAACCGAUCCUUCGGGAUCGGCAAAAUAUCCGUUCAUUUGGCCAGCAUCUCAUCGAGCCCCUCAACCCUAUUACCUUACCGGCUGAUUUCUACGUCGACCUCGACUUAUUCCCCGAUGGUUGGGUCGCGCCUGAGGAUGAGGCCCCAGCGGACGGUCCAGCUGAGGAGCCACCGGCUGAGCCCGUUGGCGAGGCAGCGGCUGAACUGGAGCAUCAGCCGGUUGAUGAGGCAGCAAAUCCACUCGCUGCUGAGGCAGCAAACCUGCCAGCUGAUGGGCCAGCAGGUCAACUCGUCGAUGAGCCAGCACGUCAAGGUGCUGAUGAGCCAGCAGGUCAACUCGCUGAUGGUCCAGCACGUCAAGCCCCUGACGAGCCAGCAGGUCAGCACGCAGAUGAGGUCGAGUCAAACUUGAGAUUUGUCGAGAGUGCCAAGUCGUAG